Molecule: messenger RNA, 891 nt
Organism: Mesorhabditis spiculigera
Lineage: Eukaryota; Metazoa; Nematoda; Chromadorea; Rhabditida; Rhabditidae
Source: the annotation of a GenBank genome assembly
AUGGCCGCCAGCGAGCCUGACUUGGCGAGCCCUGUGGGCAGCGCCGAGUUCAUGGCCCCGGAAGUGGUCGACGCUUUCGUCGGUGAAGCACUGAAAUACGACAAAAAGUGCGACAUGUGGAGUCUGGGCGUCAUCCUCUAUAUUAUGCUCUGCGGGUAUCCACCAUUCUACGGCGAUUGCUCGGCCCAGGAUUGCGGAUGGGACAUGGGCGCUCAAUGCGAAGAGUGCCAGAACAACCUCUUCCAACGCAUCCAAGACGGGUACUUCGAGUUCCCGGAUGAGGAGUGGAGCAACAUCUCCGAGGAUGCCAUGGAUCUCAUUGGGCAUCUCCUCGUCCGCGACACCAAGUUGCGGUACACGGCUGACGACGUCCUGGCGCAUCCGUGGAUGACGGGCGGUGCUCCGACCACCGAGCUGCUCACCCCGGGCAACCUGAUCCGGAACGACUCGACCAGGGACGUCCACCAGAUCCGCGAGACGUUCCAGGCGAUGAACCGCAUCUACUCGGGCCGGAUGAGCCUCAAUCGAGAGGCAUCGCAAUCAGCCCUCCCGACCCCGGGUCCGGGCGAUCUGCCUCCAAUGCCACUGCUGAAGAUUGAGGAGAUCUGGGACGAGAAGACGUCGCAGGGAUCCCCCACCAAACCCCCGCCAACCUGGGCCGAAGAGGUGGAGAAUGACGAGAUGAUGUUCCCCGUCUUUGGCAUUGGCCUCGAGAAUGAUGCCGCCGUCCAGCAGUACUCCUCCAACUACUAUAAUUACGACACCACGGAGGAGCCGUCCAGCUUCAAGCCGAGCUCGGCCAAGAGCCUCACCGCCAUCGAGACGUGCCAGUCGGCCCUCGCCCGCCAGGACUCCGCUACGGACACGCGCCGCGAGCAGAAAGUCGACGCC